Messenger RNA from Mangifera indica (mango), 3203 nucleotides. RefSeq names its product auxin response factor 2B-like. Gene Ontology annotation, cellular component: nucleus. Gene Ontology annotation, biological process: regulation of DNA-templated transcription; response to hormone. NCBI's taxonomy places the organism in Eukaryota, Viridiplantae, Streptophyta, Magnoliopsida, Sapindales, Anacardiaceae. The transcript has 15 exons. The coding region runs from base 325 to 2847 and encodes 840 amino acids. The record is from RefSeq and is a predicted model, not a curated record. Gene Ontology annotation, molecular function: protein binding; DNA binding.
CUCAAUUGCACAUUGCCAGGCACAAGCAUACAAACACAAUACAACACAAACAACGCCUGGAGAUAGAAAGAGAAAAAGAAGAGUCUGUGUACGAGCUCUGCCUCUGGCGCCUGUAAUUGAUAGCUCUGCUGGGUUGCAGAAGAGACAGAGCAAGAUAGUGACGAGAGAGAGAGAGAGAGUCUUAGCAGAUUUGACGCUUAAAUCGAGAUAAUACGUCGUGGAUUUGUUGCGGAGAGGGUGAAAUUUUGCUUUUAUAGGUCCCUGGGUGCGGCGUUGUGAGCUUAUCAGAUGACAUAUCUGAGUUUAGAGAUUUGAAUUGUAGGAAUGAUGGCCACUACUUCUUCAGAGGUGUCAAUAAAGACUUCCCACCAGAAUUCUGAGAGUCCUAUGAAAGGGCAGAAAGUUAUGAACCCCGAAACGGCGCUGUACAAGGAGCUUUGGCAUGCAUGCGCGGGUCCUUUAGUCACCGUGCCUCGUGAAAAGGAGCUUGUGUACUACUUUCCUCAAGGUCACAUAGAGCAGGUCGAAGCUUCAACCAAUCAAUUCGCUGACCAGCAAAUGCCAAUUUAUGAUCUUCGCUCAAAGAUACUGUGUCGCGUGAUUAACGUGCAGUUACAGGCUGAACCAGACACUGACGAGGUUUUUGCUCAAGUGACUUUGCUUCCUGAGCUAAACCAAGAUGAGAACGCUGUAGAGAAAGAGCCACCUCCUCCACCAUCUCCAAGGUUUCAUGCGCAUUCCUUUUGUAAGACGCUAACCGCGUCAGAUACGAGUACUCAUGGUGGGUUUUCUGUGCUCAGACGGCAUGCGGAUGAAUGUCUUCCACCGCUGGACAUGUCACGGCAGCCUCCUACCCAGGAGUUGGUUGCCAAGGAUUUGCAUGGAAAUGAGUGGCGGUUCCGGCAUAUCUUUAGGGGUCAACCACGUAGGCACUUGCUACAAAGUGGUUGGAGUGUUUUUGUUAGCUCAAAAAGGCUGGUAGCAGGGGAUGCAUUUAUAUUUCUGAGAGGUGAGAAUGAUGAACUUCGUGUUGGUGUGAGACGUGCAAUGAGGCAACAGGGUAACGUUCCAUCCUCUGUCAUAUCCAGUCACAGCAUGCAUCUUGGUGUCCUUGCCACUGCAUGGCAUGCAGUCUCCACUGGAACCAUGUUCACAGUUUACUACAAGCCUAGGACAAGCCCAGCAGAAUUUAUUGUUCCCUUAGAUCAGUACAUGGAAUCUGUUAAGAGCAAUUAUUCAAUUGGAAUGAGAUUCAAAAUGACAUUUGAAGGCGAGGAGGCUCCUGAGCGGAGGUUUACUGGCACCAUUAUUGGAAUUGAAGAUGCUGACCCCCAAAGGUGGAGAGAUUCCAAGUGGAGAUGCCUCAAGGUGAGAUGGGACGAGACUUCUUCCAUACCUAGGCCGGAAAGAGUUUCACCUUGGAAGAUAGAGCCUGCACUGGCUCCUCUGGCACUCAAUCCACUUCCAAUGCCUAGGCCCAAAAGGCCCAGAUCAAACAUGGUUCCCUCUUCACUUGACUCAUCUGUUCUGACAAGGGAAGGCUCAUCUAAGGUAAAUGUAGACCCUUCAUCAACUACUGGAUUUUCAAGGGUCUUUCAAGGUCAAGAAUUCUCAACCUUGAGAGGCAAUUUUGCUGAGAGAGAUAGCAAUGAGUCUGAUACGGCUGAGAAGUCUGUUGUCUGGCCGCCUUCACUUGAUGAAGAGAAGAUUGAUGUGUUUUCUGCUUCAAGAAGAUAUGGGUCUGAGAACUGGGUGCCAGCAGGGAGGCAUGAACUACCUUAUACAGAUUUGCUGUCUGGCUUUGGUACAAACACUGAUUCUAUCGUUGGGUAUAUUCCAUCCAUUGAUCAAUCCUUAAAAUCGGUAGUUCCAGUGAGAAAGAGCUUUCUGGAUCAAGAGGGAAAAUUUAACUUGCUUGCCUAUCCAUGGUCUUUGAUGCCCUCUAGUCUCUCGCUUAAGUUGUCAGAGUCUAAUGCAAAGGUUCCAGUUCAAGGUGGUGAUGUAAAUUAUCAAGCACGAGGGAAUGCUGGAUAUGGUGCGUUCAGUGACUAUCCCACUCAUCAGAGUCGUAGAAUUGAGCACUUUAAAGGAAACUGGCUUAUGCCUCCUCUGCCCCCAUCUCACUUUGAAAAUAUAGCUCAUUCAAGGGAGUUGAUGCAGAAACCUAUAUUGGUAGAGGACCACGAGGCUGGAAAAUCUAAAGACUGCAAGCUCUUUGGUAUUCCCCUCUUCAGCAGUUGUGGCACACCAGAGCCAGCUGUAUCUCAUCAAUACAUGAAGAAUGAGCCAGUGGGCCACAUGCAUCACCAAUUUCAUGCGCCUGAAUCUGAUCCCAAGUCAGAUCUAUCUAAGAGCCCAAAAUUAGCAGAUGAUAGUGCUGGUGUUUGUGAGCCAGAGAAACCGUCACAGGUUUGUCAGCCUCAUGUAAAGGAUGUUCGUAGCAAGUUUCAGAGUGGAUCAUCUAGGAGUUGUACAAAGGUUCACAAGCAGGGAAUUGCACUUGGUAGGUCUGUGGACCUUUCAAAGUUCAACAAUUAUGAGGAAUUGAUUGCUGAAUUAGAUCAGUUGUUUGAAUUUUGUGGUGAGCUGAUGGCUCCAAAAAAGAACUGGCUCAUUAUAUACACUGAUGAUGAGGGUGACAUUAUGCUCGUUGGAGACGAUCCCUGGCCGGAAUUUUGUGGCAUGGUCCGCAAAAUUUUCAUCUAUACCAGGGAGGAGGUCCAGAAGAUGAAACCAGGGUCAUUACUUUCAAAGGGUGACGAGAACCUAUCCGUCGGGGAAGGUGCAGAUGCAAAAGAAGUGAAACAUCAAUCAUUCCCUUCAGCAUGUAAUGGUGAAAAUUGUUAGGAAAUGGCUUCCAUGGAUUCUGGGCUUUGGGUGGUGUAUUAGAGAGAUUCGUCAGCCAUUCUUGGUUGGAAAUAUGCAGUAAUAGAGAUGGAUAAGAGUCUGCAGCAAUAUAAACGGCACUCAUAUCCAAUUUUGGACAUGGUGUGUGGUCAGACCUAUAUAAAUGCAUUAUAAUGUGUAGCUCGAAUAUUGAGCAUGGCAAUUCUAGGCUUUGCUUGAGUAAGCAUGGUAUCACCUCUUGUACAUAGUCAGUCAUAAAUGUAAGCAGCAGUGUAAGUGUAUACAGCGUGUCAUGUCAUUUUGGAUAAUCAUAAAAUCAGCUUGUAACCCCGCAAUUAGUUGGUUUUCUUGCUUCA